AAAUAAAAAUAAAAUAAAUUUGCUAAAUUUUCCAACAGAAAUUAAGAAAAAUUGAAGCAUGGUGGUGGCAGCAUCAUGCUUUGGGGCUGUUUUUCUUCAGCUGGAACUGGGGCCUUAGUCAAGGUAGAGGGAAUUAUGAGUUCCAAACAGGGGCGGACUGACCAUUUGGAAACUUGGGCAUUGCCCGAGGGCCCGGGUUGGUCAGUAGGGGGCCCCAUGAGAUGCCCCUGGUACCUUUUUCAUAGGCUUUUUUGAGUUUGGGCAAGGACACAGGGGCCCCAUGAUCCCCUAUUGCCCGGGGGCCCCAUGAGUUGUCAGUCCAACUGGUAUAUUGACUGGU
Molecule: messenger RNA, 340 nt
Organism: Staurois parvus
Lineage: Eukaryota; Metazoa; Chordata; Amphibia; Anura; Ranidae
Source: the annotation of a GenBank genome assembly